CCAAGCCAGCCACGCUUUCACCGCAUUAUAUAAAGCCCUCACACCACCUCCAAAACACGGAACCAGAAAUUCCUCCCUGUCUUUCUCUCUCCUCACAUCCCAGGGGAAAUAAAUAAAAAAAUCAAAAUCCCCAAUUUCAGAAACCCCAAAUCCAAAACCCUAAUUUACAUUUCUUAAUUUGUUCGAAUUCGAUUCGUCAAAUUUCGUUGAAUUUUCCAGUUACUUUAUUUAGACAUCGUCUUGAUCGGAAAAGUUGGGGAUUUGAUUUAUACUCUGGGAUCAUUUUGAGACUCAGAGGAUUCUCUGAGAUUUGAAAGAAACGACAAGUUUCUAAGAUGUCUGCAAUUGUGUGUGGAAAGAGAUCUUAUUUUGAAGAACAAACUUCCAUCACACCUGUUUCCAAGAAGCAUCGUUGUUCUUCUUCUUCACCGAUUCGAUUCUCGCCAUAUUCGCCACCGUCUCCGCCGCCGAGGAGCUCCCUUGUUGAUAAGCUCAGGGAAGCCUUCCCUCUUAUGGACCACCAGCUUCUAGAAAAAACCCUGGAAGAAUGUGGUGAUGACAUAGAUGCUGCAGUUAAGAGGCUGCAUGAGUUAUGCUUAGGUUCAUCGGAGGAAAAGUCCGCUUCUGUGAAUCACGUAGUAGCACGUGUGGAACAAGGUGGUUAUUCUGCCGAGCAACAAUCAGUUCCUACAGCAAAUUCUUCUGCCCAGAACACGCUCCCAACAGAUGGUGCUCAGUGGGUGGAACUAUUUGUUGGUGAGGUGGUGGGUGCGAAGACUGUAGAUGAAUUACGGGCCCGUGUUUCUAAGGUGUUGGAAGUUUUAGAGAAAUCAAUAAGGGAAAAUGCAACUGCUGAGGCUACAGAGAAUUAUCAGAAGGAAAACAUCAUGUUGAAGCAGCAAAUGCAGGCGCUUAUGCAUGAUAACGGUAUCCUUAAACGCGGUAUUCAGAUUCAGCAUGAGCGUCAGAAGGAGUUUGAUGACAAGAGCCAAGAAGUGCAGCAACUGAAGCAGCUACUUCCUCAGUAUCAGGAGCAGUUAAGGAGACUCGAGAUUACUAAUUACACACUGAGUAUGCAUCUCAAGCAAGCUCAACAAAGCAGUUCUAUUCCCGGACAUUUUCAUCGAGAUGCUUUUUAGUUAAAAAUGUAAUAUUUGUAGCAUGAAAUAGGCUUAAAUGCUCAGUCAGUUUACCUAUAUAGGGCCUUGUUUAGAAAUUUAGAAGCCUCAAGCUGAUAUUUGAAAGGCCAAAGUUAUGUCUCUUUUAUACUUGGUAUUAUUCUUCAAAAUCUGUGGUCAAGCUUUUCAAUUUAUUUGGAGCUUACAACAGAUGAUGUUAUGAAUCAAACAAAUAUUGAUAGAGUGUGUUCAAUCUUUUUGUGGCCGAAUGAAAAGAUGUGUGUUGUGUA
Molecule: messenger RNA, 1408 nt
Organism: Spinacia oleracea (spinach)
Lineage: Eukaryota; Viridiplantae; Streptophyta; Magnoliopsida; Caryophyllales; Amaranthaceae
Exons: 5
Coding region: 336-1139 (267 amino acids)
Molecular function (GO): ubiquitin binding
Source: RefSeq, a predicted model, not a curated record